AUGUCAGACGUCUCCUCCUCGCGGCGCAAGAACCGCAAAGCCCAUUUCAGCGCACCCUCCUCAGUGCGCCGCAAGAUUAUGUCGUCAUCCCUAUCCAAAGAACUUCGGGCAAAAUACAGCGCGCGGUCACUGCCGAUCCGCAAGGAUGACGAAGUACGGAUUGUGCGGGGAAAGUACAAGGGUCGGGAAGGAAAGGUUACGCAGGUGUACCGCAAGAAAUGGGUCAUUCAUGUUGACCGUGUGCAACGCGACAAGUCUAAUGGAGCUACUGCUCCCAUUGGUAUCCACCCCAGCAAAGUCGUGAUCACCACCAUCAAGCUUGACAAAGAUCGUCGGGCAAUUCUUGACCGCAAGGACAGGUCAAAGACCGCACAACCCGCCGCUCAGGAGGAUGUCGAGAUGGUGGACGCGUACUGA
This is a messenger RNA of Suillus paluster, 417 nucleotides long. Its product is annotated as translation protein SH3-like domain-containing protein. Lineage: Eukaryota; Fungi; Basidiomycota; Agaricomycetes; Boletales; Suillaceae. The record is from RefSeq and is a predicted model, not a curated record. The transcript has 4 exons. Gene Ontology annotation, cellular component: cytosolic large ribosomal subunit; ribosome. Gene Ontology annotation, biological process: cytoplasmic translation; ribosomal large subunit biogenesis. Bases 1 to 417 code for a protein of 138 amino acids. Gene Ontology annotation, molecular function: structural constituent of ribosome; RNA binding.